This is a messenger RNA of Seminavis robusta, 1965 nucleotides long. NCBI's taxonomy places the organism in Eukaryota, Bacillariophyta, Bacillariophyceae, Naviculales, Naviculaceae. The record is from the annotation of a GenBank genome assembly.
AUGACUGUCGCUCGACUCAAAGUCAUCGAAUGCCUCAUUAUUUCUCUCUAUCGAGCCUUUGACCAGGUCUUGAUAGUUAUCUUGAUCAUGAUGAGCACCGGAACAAGCAGCAGGUGGAACGAUGGACUCGGCAAUACUACUACUAGUAUGAGAUGGAAAUCCAUGGUGUUGGUUCUGGUGAUCGCUGCUGUGGUUGCCGCCGUCGGGUUUGUCUCGAAUGGUACCACUAUGGCUGUGACUAUCAACAGUGGCACUACUAGUAGCAACCGACUGCUUCAAUACGUAAAUAACGACGGACCUCUCAUCAAGCAACCAAGCACACGAUUUGAAGACUUGGUGGCACUCUUGGUCAGGGCCGACAUCAGUGCCCUCCAGGAUUUGGAAGACCCCAAUUCUCCUCAGUAUCAGGCGGCCGACUGGAUGGCCAAUGAGGACGAGUCGGAAUUGGAUUUGGACGGCGACACCAACCUCCCUGCCAUUACCCAGCGAUACGUCCUGAUGGUAUUCUAUUUCGCCAUGGGAGGACCAAACUGGGCCCAUGGAUUGAAUUUCUUGGAACCUGUCAAUGAGUGCGAGUGGAACCUUGAUGCCAUAGUGGGCGAUGGCCUCCCUCGGACGUAUGGAUUCACUUGCUUUGGGGACACGGGGACCGUUCGGAGAUUGUAUAUGCCCCCCAACUUUUUGGAAGGUUCCUUUCCCAUGGAACUGUCUUAUUUGACGCACUUGGAAGACCUCUUUGCCUUUAACAAUCCAGACCUCACGGAACCUUUUCCAGCAUUCUUGCAAGGUCACGAAAAUAUUGAAACCAUUGGGCUGCACUACUGUGCUCUCAAUGGCACACUGCCCGAAUGGGUGGGUGAUUUGACAUCCCUCGAGAGCCUCGCCUUGUCCAACAAUCAAUUGGAAGGAUCACUCCCUGAGAAUUUUUCCAAUCUGACCAAUCUGCAGCAGCUAUACCUCGAUGACAACUUUUUCCUAGAGGUCAACAUGACCUUGUUGGCCAACAUGACGCGUCUUAGACAUUUGAUCUUGGAACAAACCAUACUAACAUCAUCGUGGAUGCUCGAUGACAUGUUGAUUGGUGGCUGGCCACGAUUGGAGAUUCUAGACUUGAGUGAAUGCAACUUGACUUCCACCAUACCCACCAGCCUAUUACAACAUACCACGCUGCGGAUUCUGGAUCUCCACGACAAUCAACUUUACGGAACAUUGCCCACUCUACUUUCAGACACCAACACCGCUCUGGAAUUGCUGGCACUCAACUACAACAAUCUUGCAGGGGAAAUUCCCACCGCAUUUGGUCAACUCGUCGCCCUGAAGCACUUGGAUCUCUCUGUCAAUCAAUUCACUGCCACCAUUCCGGAUGCAUUGAGUGAAAUGAGUGAUUCUCUGAGAAUUCUAUUCUUGGCAUCCAAUCCCUUCCAAGCUUCACCCAUUCCCUCGUUUUUGCAGGACAUGACCAAUCUCAUCGAAUUGUCCUUGAAGAAUACGGCACGAACCGGAGAGAUUCCCUCGUGGAUUGGCAACACUCCGCCAGACUUGACAUUGCUCGAUUUGGGAGAGAACGAGUUGAGAGGGUCCAUUCCAGGUUCUUUAAGUGGUUUGGCCUUUCUACGAGUGCUGAUGCUGAAUCACAAUCAGCUCAGUGGCACCAUCCCCUCGUUGCUGUCGUCCCUUCAAUACACUCUUGAGUUCUUGUUAAUUGAAGGCAAUAACCUUAAAGGCGACGCUGGGCCAGUGUGCGAUGGUUUCGCUGCAAUACGUGAAUUCUAUUCCGCAGAUUGCUUCGAAAUCGGGUGUUCAUGUUGCGAUGUUUGCUGUGUGGAUAGUGACAGCGAUUGCAAUGAUAGGAAUUGGUUGAUUGAUGCCGAUCCCAUUUGGGAACUGGGAUUUGAACGGGUAUGGCCCACUGAUUUGAUCAAUGUCGGUUCGUACACUAUCAGUUUCAAUGGAGACAUUCCAUAA